UAUAUUUAAUAAUCACUUUUUUAUUCAAUAAUCACUCAAGUCUAAAUAAAAUUAAUUUUGUUUGUCUUAUCAUAGUUUUCUUAUAGUGUUCAUUAUAGUGUUUUUAUAUACAUUUUUUGCAUGUAACAUUAAAUGUAACAUUAAUUGAAAUGAUUAGUGCAAAUCAAUAAUUCAUUUUCACCCACAUAGCACAUGUAGAUUCUGAGAAUAUUUUGAGAAUAGCGUCGAAGUGUAUGCUUAUAUUCUAGGAAUAUUCGAAAUAUACUACGAUAUACUAAGUAUACUCAGAAUGCUACUAUGUCCGAGUUUUCUUCUUCUCCAGUACAUACUGAGAAUAUCUUUUAGGAUAUAAUUAGUAUAUUUAUAGAAUGUCUUGAGUAUGUCAUUAGUAUAUGUACAUGGUGUCUGAUAAUAAACGCCUCACCUGUUAUGUACAAAUAGAGCGGAUUAAACCAAGUAGGAAAGUCCUUUACCAUUUUUUUUAACGCUUAAUAAAAGAAUUAUUAUUAGUAGGAAAGAUAGGCCGCUUCUAGCUCUCUUCGCUCUUAAGAAACGCUGUAAGAGUAAAAGAGACGGGUAUAUAAAAAAAUAAGAUAGAAAAAUAUCUCGGAGAUGAGGAGACGGCAUGGCGGUAGAAGAGGCGGGGUACGUAUGGCGAGGGAGGCGUGGGACGGGGGAGGGUAUCGCGCGCGCUGUCGUAGGCGAGGGGUGGAGGAGGGGCGAGGGGGGUGUGGUUUCGAAGGACGAUUCGCGGUUUUCUUAUCGGCGCGGCUUAGAGCGCGAUGCGUCUAAUUAGAGGACGAUGCGUCGAUCGCGGUUUCUUUUACGGGCGCCGCUUCGAGCGCAUCGCUUAUUAAUAGGCGUCGCGACGUCCGACGAGAAGCGAUUCGAAGGACGAUUCGCGGUUUUCUUAUCGGCGCGGCUUAGAGCGUGAUGCAUCUAAUUAGAGGACGAUGCGUCGAUCGCGGUUUCUUUUACGGGCGCUGCUUCAAGCGCGCCGCUUAUUAAUAGGCGUCGCGACGUCCGGCGAGAAGCGAAAAUAAUCGCCUCGUUCGGCUUCUCUUGUCGUUCGGCGAUAAGAAGAGCGUCCGGCGACGGAGUUAUCCGGCGCGGUUAACCGAGAUGCGCUUUUUUCCAUUGUUCUUGUCGUUAUAAAAGGAUGUCGCUAUCGCGAGAUAUUAGUUCGUUCGGAGAUAUUUUUCCGGAAUGUCGCGAUGAGGCGUGUACCCGGCGCUUUGACGAGAUUAGCCGGAAGAGCGAUUAAUACUCAUAUUAAUAGUAUCGAUAAUAUUCGCGUUUUAGAAAUUCCGACUUGUUUGAAGGAGGAAUUACGUAAAAAUUGUAUAGAGGACUGUUUAUAUUGCGAGGAGGAGAUAGAUUUCGCAGAGGAACUCGUGCGAGAGGCGAACAAGGCGCGGUUCGGCGAACCCUUCGCGGACGUCGGAACCGAUCUCUAUCUGCUUUAUCGCAAGUGGAAGUGUUGGUACGGCGUUCCGGAUUUUUCGUGGGAGAGGAAUCACGUCGUGCAUUGCUACUAUCGGUUCGGUUGCUUGUUCGAUAAUGGGAGAUAUAUCGAGGAGGAGGAGAGAUAUUGCGCGGAUUGCGCGCACCGACCGAGUUACGUCAGACGGAGGUGACGGUCGGUGAGGUGGUGCGAGGGAGUUAUCUCAUCGACGAGAUCUUCGACGUAUCGAGACACUGGUGCAGCGGCUGCGAGACGAGAGCCUUGUUUUACAUCGAGGAGUUCGAGGAGGGGGAAACGUGGUUCGUCUGUAGGAAGAUUCUGCGCGCGUUGAGAAACGAUUGAUGGAUCGAGGAAUCGCGGAGAACUCUCUCGAAACGCCGAGGUAUACGCCGAACGCUUUGACGAGGCUAGCCGGAAGAGCGAUUAACACUCGAAUUAAGACUAUCGAGGAUAUACGGACGUUGAGAGUACCGAUCCAUUUGAGCGAAGAAUUGCGCGGUAAUUACAAAGGGGAUCGUUUAAGCCGUGGAAGAGAAAUCGGUUUUACGGAGAAGCUCGUGCGAGAGGCGAGUAACGCGCGGUUCGACGAAUCCUUCAUGGACGUCGGAGCGGAUCGCUAUCUGCUUUAUCGCAACUGGAAGCCGCGUUACGGCGUUCCGAACUUUGCUUGGCAGACUAAUCACGUCGUGCGUCGCUAUUACAGGAUCGUAUACUGGAAGAAUAUUAAGGAAGAGGGGAGAUUUUGCGCGAAUUGCGUGUACUAAGCGAUCGACGAGAUCGAACCGCCGUUUUUAUUAAAAAGAAUGGUGAUUAGCGACGCGGUGAAAGCGUCCGAUCUCGUCGACGAGGUCCUCGGUUCGUCGAAACAUUGGUGCAGCGGUUGCGAGACGAGAGCUUUGUUUCAUCUCGAAGAGUUUAAGGAAGAUACGCAAUUUAUCAAUAAAAAGUCUUAUAUAUGGAGAAAUGGAGAGAGAAACGGACGAGAGCGAUCUCCUCGAAAGCGCGCGGAACGUCGCGUCGACGGACGCGUAUCUCGCGUGGGCGCGACGAUGCGACGAGCGUCUCGAGUCUCUGCGGGAGAGGUGCCGAGGGGGGCGUCGAGGGAGAUCUACCGGGGCGAUCAGCUCUCUGAUCGCUCGAGUCGUUCGACUGAUGGGCGCGAGGGAAAAUCUGCGCCGACGCUUCGAGCGCUCGAAUGGCGGCGGGGGGCGCGAGGGAUUCUCGUGGUCGGAGAUCGAGACGGCUUUCGCUAAGCGCGUUUUAACCAGCGCCGUUAUUAAUAUCGAUUACAUCGAACUAUUGCGAUUUCUCGAGGACGCCAGGGAUACGGUGCUCGAUCGAGUACGCGACGUUAUGAAUAGAUACGACAGCGUCAAGGUCAAUACCGCGUUCAACGGCGAGUUCGUCUCGGGUGACAAGAUCGCUGUUAAGACUAUCGUCGCGAAGAAUCAUCCGCUUUUGCCCACGUCCAAUUUGCGAGAGUGGUACGAGAAGCGCGUAGUCGAUGUAAUUCUAGCGUCGUUGGAAGAAUUUCAAGAGCGCGAUAGCGGAUGGGCGUUAUCGCGAAUAUUGAAUCUAACGGUGAACGUGAACAGAUAUAAUUUUAUGCGCGCCGGAUGUUACGUCGAAAUUCCGCGAGAGAUCAAGUUGAAAAGAGCUGUAAUUAAUGUGCGAUCUACGGACAAUGCGUGUUUCGCGUGGUCGGUGGUCGCCGCUCUAUAUCCGGUCGAAAAGAACGCGGACAGAAGCUCGCGGUAUCCUCACUAUACAGCGGUGUUGAAUCUGGAGGGUGUCGAAUUUCCUAUGAACUUGAACGGAAUCGCUAGAUUCGAGUGUCUCAACGAUAUAUCUAUCAACGUAUAUACUAUUCGAGAUAAGAAGGAUAAGAAAAGCGAUAAGAAGAAUAAGAAGAGAGAUAUCGUUCCUCUGCGCCUCACCGAUCGCAAGAGGGAGAGACACGUUAAUUUGUUGUAUCUUAACGACGCGAAGCCGCAUUUCGCGUGGAUCAAGAAUCUGUCCCGUCUCGUCGGCUCGCAAUUGAGCGCUCGGCGACACAAGGAGCAUAUAUGCGAUCGAUGCAUGCACUAUUUUCGAACGAGCGACAAGUUAUCGGCUCACAGCGAGAUUUGCGAGAGAAUGAACGAGUGCGCUAUCCUUCUUCCGACCGAAGAGGACAAGUGGUUAAAUUUUAACAAUUACGAGAAGAAGGAGCGAGUUUCGUUCGUGGUGUACGCCGAUCUGGAAUGCGUCAAAAUUAACUUUUUGGAAUAGAGUAGCGUUUGAUUGACCAAACGCACAGGACAAAGAAACUUUUAUUUCUUUCAUUAUUAUUGGUCGAUCGAAUGUUUUUUUUAUUUCAAGGAAAUUUUUAAAUUUUGGAACGUAAAAUCCACUGAAAUUCAAUUAAAAUUUACUCCUUGGAGUGCUUGAUCAAUCAAAACAAAGAAAAUUUUGUUUCUUUUAUUCUGAUUGGUCCAAAUGUCACUCUAUCCCAAGAAAUAAAUUUUGAAACGCAACUCUGAAAAUUCACAUCGUAAGCAACUAUAGUAUAUAGCAAAUACAUAUGUAGCGUGAGCAAUGUGGAAGUAUGCGACGAGUUCCUGGCAACUUUUCUCCCGAUCAAAAUCACGUGCCAUCCGCGCGAAUCUCGCGUCUUUGCCUGUAUCGCACGCAUACACGAUAUCAAAUGGUUAUUGACCUGCGACCGUUAACAAUCAGGCUAAUCAGUCCCGCUUGAGGUCGUCCCGCUUUUACGAAACUAUGUCAGAGUUAGGAGACAAUCGCGAUGAAGUGAUAAUCCACACGCCAUUUCCUAACACGGAUCUCCAUCCCUUAUAUACAGCUUGUUUUACAUGCACGAAUGUGUUUGAUAUGAAGAUCUCAUUACGAUUCACAUUUACAGAACCUCAUUACCUCAUAUGCUUACGUUCGAUUCGAACGAUAGCACGUGUAAAAGAUAAUGUGUGCGACUAAAUUUGUUUAUUUAAUCGACAAGAAUGAAUGAAGUCUAUUACUACGCUUAUUGCAUAUCUUUCUUCGGUAUUUUUCUCUCUCCUUUUUUUAUAGAUGAAUCAAUAGCACAUUAGAAGAAAAUUAAUGCUACCUUCUUAGAGAAAACUGGUAGAAAGUAUCUAAUUUAUACGAUCGAAUAAAAUCUUUUAUCAUUGUCUGAUCAUUAUGUAAUGAUCAAUUUUUAAUGUUAUUACAAUGAAACUCAUUGGGAGAAAAAUUAGAAGUUAAUUAUAAGAGAGAGAAGACACAGCUAAAUCUCUUCUAAUAUUAUAAAAAUAUUCCACUUGUCAUUGAUGUAUGUCAUAUGCCAAAAUAUCCGAAAUGCUAAACUUUAUCGAUCAAUGUCAAUGACACGAAAAUAUUAAUAUAUCAUGUAUACUAUGGUAUAUUUAUAUACAACAAAAUUUUACUCGCAAAACGUAUCUACUGUAUAAUUUCUUUUCUAGAAAUAUAGAAAUGUUUAUAUAUUCGUUGAAACAGAUCAUAGAAGAGAUUUACUAUCUAUUUCACAAUCUAUCAUGAUCGCGAUAAACCUCACAAUGAUUGUGUCGGAAGUGUAAAAAGCCAAUGACUCACUUGGAGAUGUUGGAUAAACUAUCGUUUUAAAGUUUCGCUAUAUUACAGCUUCAUUUUAAUUCUUCUCUCGCCAAAUCAAUUGAGACAAUAAAAAUUAUAAAGCACA
Molecule: messenger RNA, 5159 nt
Organism: Cataglyphis hispanica
Lineage: Eukaryota; Metazoa; Arthropoda; Insecta; Hymenoptera; Formicidae
Source: RefSeq, a predicted model, not a curated record